Messenger RNA from Pararge aegeria (speckled wood butterfly), 1246 nucleotides. RefSeq names its product RIB43A-like with coiled-coils protein 2. NCBI's taxonomy places the organism in Eukaryota, Metazoa, Arthropoda, Insecta, Lepidoptera, Nymphalidae. The record is from RefSeq and is a predicted model, not a curated record. The transcript is spliced from 9 exons. The coding region runs from base 61 to 1203 and encodes 380 amino acids.
CCUUUUUUAUUUCUUUCGUAUAGUUUACAUAUUUGGGAAGGCUUUUUGGAAACUGUAGAUAUGUUGAAGCUUCAGAUAUCGAACGCCCAGGACCGAAAAGAAGCUCAGAACAGAGAAAGGAGGAGACAAUGCGAGUUGGAGAGAAGAUCCAGGAUAUUCAAUGCCAGGAACCGAAAAAUUGGUAUUGAUGUGCCAUUUAUUGAUCGGCAAAUAGCAGAAAAACGCGCAGAGCAAGAUGAGCAGAAUAGAAAGAAUUUGGCGUUUGCCCAGCAGAUGAUCAAAGACAGCAACCUCGCUGUCGUGCUUGAGGCAAGAGAGAAAGAGGAACGUCGUCGCAUAGACAUUGAAAUAGAUGGCUACCGCCAGAGAUAUCAACGUAAAGAGGACAGCCGUGAAUUCGACCUCAACAACCCAGAAUUCCUCAAAAUGCAGCUUCCUCCACGAGCAUCUGAUGGCGAUCCGGUGGGCAUGUCCAGUGCACAAAAAUUCGAAGGCGAAGACCUGGAAUACGAGGAGCGCAAGAAGCUAAUGGCUGCACAGAAGAAUGCUUGGCUUGAGCAGCAGGUGCAAGAACGCAAGGCCGCUCAGGAGGAACGCAGACAGGCGGAGGCUGCUUACAUGAUGGCCAUUAAAGCGCGAGACGCACGCGCGGGUGAAUUGGACAAACUGGAGAGGGAGUGCAGAUAUAGACUGGGCCAGGCCAACCUGCGCUACAACGAGGCUUUGGCGACCGAGAAGAAACAGUUGGAACAGAUAGUAAAAGAACAAGAAGAGGCCGACAACACCGCCGAAAUGUACAAUAACCUCACGUCAGAUAUGCUUACGGAGAACCCUGACGUUGCUAAGAGUGCUCUCGGAAAGAAUAGGGCUAUUGGUUUUAUGUACAAGGGGAUGAACCAAGAAGAAUUAAAGAAAUUCUACGCCGCGCAGAAAGAACAAAUGGCUGCUGCCAAGGCAAAACGUGAGGCUGAAGAUAAAAUGGAGGCUGAAUGGCAGGCUCUUGGCAAAUCCAUACAGAACGAAGUGGCUCGACUCGACAUUCAGGACCAACGAAAAAGGAGGGAUAUCGCUCGCCAGCUUAUGGAAGAAAACCAACUUCUGGCGUUACAGCAAAAGGAGAAAGAGAAAUAUUUCAAAGAAGUCGUGUACAACAACACUCCGACCGAUGACUAUUACGCUCAAUUCAAUACUACUACUAGAUAGAUUAAUAUACUUAAUAAAAAUUAUGUAUACAACGUGUAACGGA